Molecule: messenger RNA, 2258 nt
Organism: Clupea harengus (Atlantic herring)
Lineage: Eukaryota; Metazoa; Chordata; Actinopteri; Clupeiformes; Clupeidae
Gene: ces2b
Product: carboxylesterase 2b
Source: RefSeq, a predicted model, not a curated record
CGGCCUGAGCGUUUGUGUUUUGCUCAGUCUUGAUUUGACACCCUUUGCUCACAUACAGGUAGAGAAGUGACACUGGUGCAUGCUGGGAGGCACAACUCAUCAGCAGCUUAUCGCCACUGGAGUCAAAUCAAUGGAUGUGUUGCAAAACCAGCAGCUGCCAAAGGCCAUUUUACUCUGUGACCCUUGCUCUGUAUCUGUUUGUGUUUAUUUGCUUGACUAAAUGGUGAGAGGUCAGAGGCCAGUUUGUGCAAGGGUAAGAGUCUGGAAAGAGAGUGAGAGAAAGAGACAGGGAUAACUCCUGACUACAUUGCUGCGCUGAACAGCCACGAUGAGGGGUGUUUUAAUCUGUGUGUUCCUGACUCUAUCGGCUAUUAUUCAAACAUCACUCGCGCAAUCAGGUCCGGGUCCUGUGGUGUCUGUGAGGAAUGGGACUCUUCGUGGUGCUUCCAUGACUGUGAAAGGCUCUGAUAAGCAGGUGCAGCAGUAUUUAGGGAUCCCCUUUGCCCGACCCCCUCUGGGCCCCCUGCGUCUGUCUGCCCCCCAGCCUGCAGAGUCCUGGGAGGGAGAGAGAGACGCCACGCAGCAGCCGCCCAUGUGUCUUCAAGAUCCAGACAUUGUCACAUCAACAGCAAAAGCCCUGGUCAUGGUAUUUACCCCUCCAGGCAUAUCAGAAGACUGCUUGUACGUCAAUGUGUACACUCCAGCAAAACCUUUAUCAGGAGAAAAACUACCAGUGAUGGUGUGGAUCCAUGGAGGGGGAUUGUACAUGGGCGGAGCCUUCCAGUAUGAUGGGUCUGUACUGGCAGCCUAUGAGAACAUAGUGGUGGUGGCCAUACAGUACCGCCUUGGGUUCCUGGGAUUCUUCAGCACUGGAGACGAACAUGCCCAGGGGAACUGGGGCUUCCUGGACCAGAUCGCUGCUCUCCAGUGGGUGCAGGAGAACAUUGAGAGCUUCGGAGGAGACCCCAACUCUGUCACCAUCGCUGGGGAGUCGGCUGGAGGGAUCAGUGCAUCCUUACUGAUCCUGUCCCCAUUAGCCAAGGGGCUUUUCCAUCGGGCAACUCUUCAGAGUGGAGCGGGUACUCUUGGGGCAUACACAACUAAAACUCCUCUGGUCUACGCUAAGAUGGUGGCUAAUGUUACAGAGUGUGACUCCAGUUCAACCGAAGAGUUGGUCAAAUGUAUGAGACAAAAAACCCCUGAAGAUUUCGUUACAGCAAUGAAAAAGAAAAAAAUCUUCAUGGGUGGCGUGGUGGACGGGGUGUUUUUGAACGAUGUGGCUGAAGAAGUUUUGAAAAGCAAAGACUUUCUGAAAGUCCCAAUUCUCGUGGGCGUGGUGAAUCACGAGUUUGGAUGGAUACUUCCAAAUGCUUUCGCUCCACCCGGCUGGCAUCAGGGGAUGACUCGGGAAACAUUCCUGGCAAUGGUCAACACUUUCUUCUCUGCAGGGAAAGCCACGGGUGCUAAUGAGUUGAUUGUGGAUGAGUAUCUCAAAGAUGCUCACACCCCAGAGGACAUUAGAAAUGAGUUCACUGAGGCUCUAAGUGACCUGUUCAUGGUGGUUCCUAUCAUCAAAGUGGCUGGAUAUCACAGAGAUGCUGGUGUACCUGUGUACAUGUAUGAGUUCCAGCACAGGCCAGAGAUUUAUAAGGACACCAGACCCAGCUUUGUGAAGGCUGACCACGCUGACGAUGUCGGGUUUGUGUUUGGUGCCUGUUUCUGGAAUGGACACAUUAAAAUCAAUGGUACGACCACAGAGGAAGAGAACCAGCUCUGCAAGACGAUGAUGGCAUACUGGGGAAAUUUUGUUCGCACAGGGUCUCCUAAUGGUCCUGGCCUGGUGCACUGGCCUCUCUAUGAUGCCAGCAACAAGUACCUGAACCUGGACCUGCAGCAGAGUGAGGGGCAGGACCUGAGGAAGGAGAAGAUUCAGUUCUUCACUGUGGAGCUGCCUAAGAGGCUCGCUGCAAAGCAGGAACAGCUUCAAAAGUAACAGUAGAAGAUAAAACAACUCCUCAUUGCAUGCAGCAGUCCAGACUAUGUGCGAAGAUGUUUUAGUUGCAAAACACACUCACUAUGAGAACUCUAAACUCCCCACUCAAAACCAUGUAAUCUUACAUCUAAACCACAAGUGUAGAUGACCACAAGUUAAUAACUCUGAGCAAAUGCAUCAGGAAGUUUUAAGUUAAUACAGGCUCUGAAGAUUUUCAGCAAUCUGUCUUAUAACAACAAAAUUGUAAUAAAGUGUUUAUAAUGAA